This is a messenger RNA of Suricata suricatta (meerkat), 6452 nucleotides long. It is a transcript of the gene PLXNB2, whose product is annotated as plexin B2. The transcript is spliced from 37 exons. Gene Ontology annotation, biological process: regulation of GTPase activity; semaphorin-plexin signaling pathway involved in axon guidance; regulation of cell migration. Gene Ontology annotation, cellular component: semaphorin receptor complex. Gene Ontology annotation, molecular function: protein binding; semaphorin receptor activity. The record is from RefSeq and is a predicted model, not a curated record. NCBI's taxonomy places the organism in Eukaryota, Metazoa, Chordata, Mammalia, Carnivora, Herpestidae. The coding region runs from base 201 to 5726 and encodes 1841 amino acids.
UGGGAGAGCUCAGCCUUUGCCGGGGUCAGGGUCAUGUGAGCUGUCGCCGUGGCCCAGGUGGUGCGUGACUGGCGGGCAGCGAAGGGGGUGGCCGAACUCGGGGACUCACCCGCUGCGCCGGGAGGGCUAAGGCAGAGAAUCUCGAUGCUGGCCCAGAGCAGACACUGAGCGGGACUGCGGAGCGUCGGGCACCAGGGGCGAUGGCUCUGCAGCUCUGGGCCCUGACCCUCCUGGGCCUGCUGGGCCCCAGCGCGGGCCUGCGGCCCCGAAAACUGGACUUCUUCCGGAGCGAGACGGAGCUGAACCACCUGGUAGUGGAUGAGGCCUCGGGCGUGGUGUACGUGGGGGCAGUGAACGUGCUCUUCCAGCUGAGUGCCAGCCUCCAGCUGGAGCAGCAGGCGGCCACGGGCCCUGCCCUGGACAACAAGAAGUGCACGCCGCCCAUCGAGGCGAGCCAGUGCCACGAGGCCGUGCAGACGGACAACGUCAACCAGCUGCUGCUGCUCGACCCGCCCGGGAAGCGCCUCAUCGAGUGUGGCAGCCUCUUCAAGGGCAUCUGUGCCCUGCGCGCCCUGAGCAACAUCUCCGUGCGUCUCUUCUAUGAGGACGGCAGCGGCGAGAAGUCCUUCGUGGCCAGCAACGACGCGAGCGUGGCCACGGUGGGCCUGGUGAGCGCCGCCAGCCCUGGCGGCGAGAGGGUUCUGUUCGUGGGCAAGGGCAACGGGCCCCACGACAAUGGCAUCAUCAUCAGCACCCGCCUGCUGGACCGCACGGAGGGCAGGGAGGCCUUCGAGGCCUCCACGGACCACGCCACCUACAAGGCCGGCUACCUGUCCACCAACACGCAGCACUUCGUGGCCGCCUUCGAGGACGGCCUCUACGUCUUCUUCGUCUUCAACCAGCAGGACAAGCACCCGCCCCGAAACCGCACGCUCCUGGCGCGGAUGUGCAAGCAGGACCCCUUCUACUACUCCUACCUGGAGACGGACCUGCAGUGCCUCGACCCCGGGGACCCCCAGGCCCCUGCCUUCGGCACCUGCUUGGCCGCCUCUGUGGCUGGGCCGAGUGCCGGCAGGGUGCUCUACGCAGCCUUCAGCAGGGAUGGCCGGAGUGGCGGGGGACCCCGCACAGGCCUCUGCCUGUUCCCUCUGGACGAGGUCCACGCCAAGAUGGAGGCCAACCGCAACGCCUGCUACACGGGCACCCGGGAGGCGGGCCGCGACACCUUCUACAAGCCCUUCCACGGCGACAUCCAGUGCGGCGGCCAUGGGCCGGGCGCCAGUGAGAGCUUCCCGUGUGGCUCCGAGCACCUGCCUUACCCGCUGGGCAGCAGAGACGGACUCACGGCCACAGCCGUUCUGCAGCGUGGAGGCAUGAACCUGACAGCUGUGACGGUGACCGCGGAGAAUGGCCACACUGUCGCCUUCCUGGGCACCUCAGAUGGCCGGGUCCUCAAGGUGUACCUUGCGCCGGAUGGCAGCUCCGCGGAGUACGGCUCCAUCCUCGUGGAGAUCAACAAGAGGAUCCAGCGCGACCUGGUGCUGUCCGCAGACCUGGCCAGUCUUUAUGCUAUGACCCAGGACAAGGUGUUCCGGCUCCCCGUGCAGGAGUGCUGGAGCUACGCCAGCUGCUCACAGUGCCACAGCUCCCAGGACCCCUACUGCGGCUGGUGCGUCGUCGAGGGACGAUGCACCAGGAGGGCCGAGUGCCCACGGGCCGAGGAGCGCGGCCACUGGCUGUGGAGCCGUGACGAGUCCUGCGUAGCCAUCACCGGGGCCCAGCCGCAGAACAUGAGCCGCCGGGCCCAGGGGGAGGUGCAGCUGACUGUCAGUCCCCUCCCGGCCCUGAGUGAGGACGAUGAACUGCUGUGUCUCUUUGGUGACUCGCCACCACACCCGGCCCGUGUGGAGGGGGAUGCCGUCAUAUGCAACUCCCCGAGUAGCAUCCCUGGCACGCCGCCUGGCCACGACCACGUGGCUGUGAACAUCAAACUGCUCUUCAGACGCGGCGGCAUCUUCCUCACCUCUCACCUGUACCCCUUCUAUGACUGCCGGGAGGCCAUGAGCCUGGCCGAGAACCUGCCGUGCAUCUCCUGCGCGAGCAACCGCUGGACCUGCCAGUGGGACCUGCGCUACCACGAGUGUCGGGAGGCCUCCCCCAACCCCGAGGCUGGCAUCGUCCCUGCCCAGAUGGAGGACAGCUGCCCUCAGUUCCUGAACCCCAGCCCGCUGGUCAUCCCCAUGAACCAUGAGACGGACGUGACCUUCCAGGGGAAGAACCUGGACACGGUGAAGGGUUCCUCUCUGUACGUGGGUAGUGACCUGCUCAAGUUCGAGGAGCCGGUAGGAACACAGGGGCCAGGAGUCUUCCUCUUUCGGACCCCGAAGCUGUCCCAUGACGCCAACGAGACGCUGCCCUUGCACCUGUACGUCAAGUCCUACGGCAAGAAUGUGGACAGCAAGCUCCAGGUCACCCUCUACAACUGCUCCUUUGGCCGGAGCGACUGCAGCCUGUGCCUGGCCGCCGACCCUGCGUACAAGUGUGUGUGGUGCGGCGGGCAGAGCGGGUGCGUGUACGAGGCUCUGUGCAGCAAUGCCACCUCCGAGUGCCCGCCGCCCGUCAUCACCAGGAUCCAUCCUGAAACGGGCCCGCUGGGCGGGGGCGUUCGGGUCACCAUCCUGGGGUCCAAUUUGGGGGUCAGAGCGGAUGACGUCAAGAGGAUCACGGUCGCGGAGCAGAACUGUGCCUUUCAGCCCGAGAGCUACUCUGUGUCCACCCGAAUCGUGUGCACCAUAGAGGCUGCAAGGACGCCCAUCACAGCAGGUGUCAUCGUGGACAUCAACGGGAAGCUGGGUCACUCGCCGCCUCAUGUUCUGUUCACCUACCAGCAGCCUCAGCCCCUCAGCGUGGAACCAAAGCAGGGGCCGCAGGCAGGCGGCACCACGCUGACCAUCAAUGGCACCCACCUCGACACAGGCUCUGAGGAAGACGUGCGGGUGACCCUCAAUGACGUCCCUUGUAAAGUGACGCAGUUUGGGGCUCAGCUGCAGUGUGUCACUGGCCCGCAGGCGGCUCUGGGGGAGCUGCCCCUGGAGAUUUACUAUGGGGGCUCCCGAGUGCCCAGCCCUGGUGUCAUCUUCGCCUACCGCGAGAAUCCGGUACUACGGGCCUUUGAACCUCUGCGAAGCUUCGUCAGCGGUGGCCGCAGCAUCAACGUCACGGGGCAAGGCUUCAGCCUGAUCCAGAGAUUCGCCAUGGUGGUCAUCGCCGAGCCCCUGCAGUCCUGGCGGCGGAGGCGGGAGGCCGGGCCUCUGCAGCCCACAACGGUCGUGGGCACCGAGUACAUGUUCCACAACGACUCCAGAGUGGUCUUCUCCUCCCCGGCGGUCCCCGACGAGCCCGAGGCCUACAACCUCACGGCCCUCAUCCAGAUGGACGGGCACCGCGCCCUGCUCAGGACCGAGGCCGGUGCCUUUGAGUACGUGGCCGACCCCACGUUUGAGAACUUCACGGGGGGUGUCAAGAAGCAGGUCAACAAGCUCAUCCACGCCCGGGGCACUAACCUGAAUAAGGCGAUGACGCUUCACGAGGCCGAGGCCUUUGUGGGCGCCGAGCGCUGCAUCAUGAAGACGCUGACCGAGACAGACCUGUACUGUGAGCCCCCAGAGGUGCAGCCCCCACCCAAGCGGCGGCAGAAGAGGGACACGACACACAACCUGCCUGAGUUCAUUGUGAAGUUUGGCUCCCGAGAGUGGGUGCUGGGCCGUGUGGAGUAUGACACGAGGGUGAGCGACGUGCCGCUCAACCUCAUCCUGCCGCUGGUCAUCGUGCCCAUGGUGGCCGUCAUCGUUGUGUCCGUCUACUGCUACUGGAGGAAGAGCCAACAGGCAGAGCGCGAGUACGAGAAGAUCAAGUCCCAGCUGGAGGGCCUGGAGGAGAGCGUGCGGGACCGCUGUAAGAAGGAGUUCACAGACCUGAUGAUCGAGAUGGAGGACCAGACCAACGAUGUGCACGAGGCGGGCAUCCCUGUGCUGGACUACAAGACCUACACCGACCGCGUCUUCUUCCUGCCCUCCAAGGAUGGCGACAAGGACGUGAUGAUCACGGGCAAGCUGGACAUCCCCGAGUCACGGCGGCCGGUGGUGGAGCAGGCUCUCUACCAGUUCUCCAACCUGCUCAACAGCAAGUCCUUCCUGGUCACGUUCAUCCACACCCUGGAGAGCCAGCGCGAGUUCUCGGCCCGCGCCAAGGUCUACUUUGCGUCUCUGCUGACGGUGGCGCUGCACGGGAAGCUGGAGUAUUACACGGACAUCAUGCGCACGCUCUUCCUGGAGCUCAUGGAGCAGUACGUGGUGGCCAAGAACCCCAAGCUGAUGCUGCGCAGGUCCGAGACGGUGGUGGAAAGGAUGCUGUCCAAUUGGAUGUCCAUCUGCCUAUACCAGUACCUCAAGGACAGUGCCGGCGAGCCGCUGUACAAGCUUUUCAAGGCCAUCAAGCAUCAGGUGGAGAAGGGGCCCGUGGACGCUGUGCAGAAGAAGGCCAAAUACACCCUCAAUGACACAGGGCUGCUGGGGGAUGACGUGGAGUAUGCACCCCUGACGGUGAGCGUGAUCGUGCAGGACGAAGGCACCGACGCUGUCCCGGUGAAGGUUCUCAACUGCGACACCAUCUCCCAGGUCAAGGAGAAGAUCAUCGACCAGGUGUACCGCACACAGCCUUGCUCCCGCUGGCCGAAGGCUGACAGUGUGGUCCUCGAGUGGCGUCCUGGGUCCACAGCCCAGAUCCUGUCAGACCUGGACCUGACCUCUCAGCGGGAGGGCCGGUGGAAGCGUGUCAACACCCUCAUGCACUACAACGUCCGGGAUGGAGCCACGCUCAUCCUGUCUACGGUAGGAGUCUCCCAACAGCCUGAGGACAGCCAGCCGGAUCUGCCCGGAGAGCGCCACGCCCUCCUGGAGGAGGAGAACCGCGUGUGGCACCUGGUGCGGCCAGCGGACGAGGUAGACGAGGGCAAGUCCAAGCGGGGCAGCGUGAAGGAGAAGGAGCGCACCAAGGCCAUCACUGAGAUCUACUUGACGCGCCUGCUCUCUGUCAAGGGCACGCUGCAGCAGUUUGUGGACAACUUCUUCCAGAGCGUUCUGGCGCCCGGGCACGCAGUGCCUCCAGCUGUAAAGUAUUUCUUCGACUUCCUGGACGAGCAGGCGGAGAAACAUGACAUCAAGGAUGAGGACACCAUCCACAUCUGGAAGACCAACAGUUUGCCACUCCGGUUCUGGGUGAACAUUCUCAAGAACCCUCAUUUCAUCUUUGACGUGCACGUUCAUGAGGUGGUGGACGCCUCCCUGUCAGUCAUCGCGCAGACCUUCAUGGACGCCUGCACACGCACAGAGCACAAGCUGAGCCGCGACUCGCCCAGCAACAAGCUCCUCUAUGCCAAGGAGAUCUCCACCUACAAGAAGAUGGUGGAGGAUUACUACAAGGGCAUCAGGCAGAUGGUGCAGGUCAGCGACCAGGACAUGAACACGCACUUGGCAGAGAUUUCUCGGGCACACACAGACUCCCUGAACACCCUGGUGGCCCUGCACCAGCUCUACCAGUACACACAGAAGUACUAUGACGAGAUCAUCAACGCCCUGGAGGAGGACCCUGCCGCCCAGAAGAUGCAGCUGGCUUUCCGCCUCCAGCAGAUCGCAGCUGCACUUGAGAACAAGGUCACAGACCUCUGACCUCUGCCACCACUGACUCUGGGCACAGGUGCGUGAUGCCCCGUGCCAGGCGUUGGGCAGCUCCUGAAAAAUGAGGCCGAGUGGUGAGGCCCUUACCCUUCACCAGCAGAGGAAGAGCCCAGGGCAUCCGCGUGUGCGUGCAGCGGGGGAGCCCCAACCUCCGCGUCCGUAGCAUCUGUCUCCUGAGCAAUAGUGCCGGCGCCCGCCAGCGCCCGCUCCCGCAGAGCCAGCACGUGUUGUCCGUGACACGUCUCCGCGCGAUUCGCAAAUGUGCCUUAUGCCCCUGGCGCCGCGCCGGGUCGCUGGGGGCAGUCGGGCCUCAGCUCCCCCUGCCUGAGCACCAGCAGCCACCUCAGAUCCCUGGGUUUGGCCUCUUCGGGUGGGGUCUGCUUGCCUGCGGCCCCCAGGGCCUCGCGCCCAGACUGUCUGCCCCGCCGGGACCGGAGGAGAUCAGCGGUACGAAGCCUUCCUGACCUCACGCGGCCUGCCCUGCGGGGCGCUGGCACUCCGGGUGGACUCCGUGCUCUGGGCCCCACCUCAAAGGUCAAGCUGGACGUCAGACGUCGGGGCCCAGGUGGCCAGAGGAGACCCAGAAGACUGGGCCGUCUUGGAGGCCCUGCCCAGGUCUGAGGGGUCCAGCAGCAGCUCCGCUGGGGCCACCCUCGCCCCUCCCCUUUUGUAAAUCUUGUUAAUUGUAAAUCAAAUAUAGCUGUCUUUUUCACUCUG